Rhizophagus irregularis DAOM 181602=DAOM 197198 is the source of this 476-nucleotide messenger RNA. RefSeq lists its product as uncharacterized. NCBI's taxonomy places the organism in Eukaryota, Fungi, Glomeromycota, Glomeromycetes, Glomerales, Glomeraceae. The record is from RefSeq and is a predicted model, not a curated record. Gene Ontology annotation, cellular component: trans-Golgi network.
CGCUUCUUCCGAGACUUUAAUUUCAUUAUUAAAUAAUUCUUUAAAUACAAUAAAAAGCGAAAACGUAAAUGUGGACGUGAACGAAAAUGAAAUGAUUGAAGAACUAAAUCCGGAAGAAAAAUCUAAUUUAAUAAAGGAAAUUCUCGAAUUACAAGAAGGAUUAAAAGCUUUAAUUCAAAGGACUGAAUCAGUUAAAAACGAUCAUGAUCAAAUGCAAUCAGGAAAUCAAAUUUUACAAACGUAUAUAAAUAAUUUAAUGUCUUCUGAUGUGUUGUCUUCUGCAAAUGGCAGCAAAAAAGAAGGAUAAAUACUUUUUAAUGGUUUAGAGAGUAUGAAAGAGAGAGAAAGAAAUUAUAAUUUAUUUAUUUUUUAAUUAUUUAUUUUAAUUUAUAUUUUUUAAUUUAUUAAUAAUAAUCAUCUGUUUUAGCAUAAUAUUAUAUAUAUAUAUAUAUAUUUCAUAAUAUUAGAUUUGAUGG